Messenger RNA from Elgaria multicarinata webbii, 12540 nucleotides. It is a transcript of the gene SPTBN5, whose product is annotated as spectrin beta, non-erythrocytic 5. Gene Ontology annotation, molecular function: actin filament binding. Lineage: Eukaryota; Metazoa; Chordata; Lepidosauria; Squamata; Anguidae. Gene Ontology annotation, biological process: actin cytoskeleton organization. The record is from RefSeq and is a predicted model, not a curated record. The transcript has 63 exons. The coding region runs from base 1 to 12540 and encodes 4179 amino acids. Gene Ontology annotation, cellular component: cell projection; plasma membrane; cell junction.
AUGGAGUUUAUCAUGGAGGAAGAAUAUGUACAAGUACAAUUCAAGAGACUGCAAGAGCAGCGUAUGACCAUGCAGCAGAAAACAUUCACCAACUGGAUCAACAACACUUUCUACAAACACCAUAUGGAUGUUAGAAUUCAAGAUCUCUACACUGAACUGAAAGAUGGCAUAUAUCUCCUACAGCUGUUAGAGCUGCUGUCUGGCGAAAAAUUGCCCAAGCCGAACAAGGGCAAGAUGAGGGUUCAUUUUCUGGAGAACAACAGCAAAGCCAUCCAGUUCCUCAAAUCUAAGGUACAGGUGAAGUUAAUUGGCCCUGAGAACAUCGUAGAUGGGGAUCAAAUCCUCAUCCUGGGGUUAAUAUGGAUAAUUAUCCUCAGAUUUCAAAUCUCAUCUAUCAUUCUUGACAAGGAGGAGUUUGGAUCCAGAGCGGAUGCCCUGUCUGCUAACGAGGCCCUGCUGAUGUGGUGUCAGUGUAAGACUUCUAGCUACUCCAAUGUCAAUGUGAAAGACUUCUCCAGAAGCUGGAGUGAUGGGCUAGCCUUCAAUGCACUCAUUCAUGCUCACAGGCCUGAUCUCAUCGAGUACAGCUCCCUAAGGCGUGACCAGCCCAUCUAUAACCUAAAUAAUGCCUUCAUAGUAGCAGAGAAGCAGCUGGGAAUCAUAAAACUACUGGAUGCAGAGGAUGUGGCAGUGUCAUGUCCAGAUGAGAGAUCGAUCAUGACCUACGUGUCAUUCUACUACCAUUACUUCUCCAGGCUGAAGCAGGGUCAGACUGUCCAGAAAAGGCUUGCUAAAAUUGUGUUCUUCCUGAAGGAGACAGACGACUUGAAAUCCCAGUACGAGCAAAUGGUCUCUGAGCUCUUGAAAUGGAUAAAGCUCAAAGUGUUGGAGCUGGAUGACCGCUUCUUUCCCAAUUCCCUAGAGGGGAUGCGACUUCUCAUGGGCGACUUCAAGAUCUUCCGCACUGUGGAGAAGCCUCCAAAGUACCGGGAGAAGGGAAUAAUUGAAGCCAAUUUCUUUCACAUCCGAACCAAACAGCAAGCCAACAACCAGCGCGCUUAUCUGCCCCCUGAAGGAAGGUCGCUGAGAGAUUUGGAAAGGGAAUGGAUUGUUUUGGAGAAGGCAGAGCACAACCGAGGAGAAGCAAUACAGCAGGAGCUGUUGAGGCUGGAGAGGGUUGAGCAGCUGGUCCAGAGAUUUCUGAAGAAAGCAGCCAUUCGUGGGGCCUACUUGGAGGACAUGAGGGAGAUCAUGAAAAAGCAGGAUGACUGGCGACCAGAUAGUCUGGAGCAACUUGAGGCAGCCACAAGGAAGCUGGAGGCCAUUGAAGCAGAUAUGCUACCCCGAGACCAGCGCUUCAAAGCACUGGCUGAGAUGGCAUCAGAAAUCAAGCAUGAGAACUACCAUGACAAGGUUCAGAUUACCGCAAAGCAAAAGGACAUUGCACAGCAAUGGCAAGAUCUUUUGAACCAGCUCAAAAGACAAACACACUCUUUGGAAGAGAUGUGGGAUGUUCUCAUCCUUUUAAGGGACAUUGAUACCAUUAUGGAGGAACUUAAAGGGCUGCAGAUUCUAGUGAGUUCUCAGGAUUGUGGUAAACAGCUAUUGGAAGCAGUAGAUUUAUUGCAGAAGCACAAAUUAGUUGCCUCCCAGAUCUCUUCCAUCGGGGAGAGGAUCAGGCCUAUGGCUGAAAGAGCAGAAGAGAUCAUAAAAGAUAAAUCAAUCAAAUCAGAUGUGCUUCAAGCUAAACAUCGGAUGCUCCAUCAGCUGUAUCAAAACCUUGUGGAUCUCUGCAAAACACGGCAAUAUCAGCUGGAAGGUGCUUUGAAGCUUUUUGAGUUUUUCCACGAAUGCAAAGAGGAGGAGCUCUGGCUGUCUGACAAAUGGAAACUGGUGAAGACAGAAACCUUAGGGCGUGAUCUCAAUCGCAUUGAAGCCUCACUCCAAAGCCACAAGGCUCUGCAAGCUGAGUGUGACUCCCACCGACUGGUUUGUUCUAAGAUCAUCUCGAAGAGCCGGGAGUUAAGUCAGAAAAACCCUUCAAACCAGAAGGAUAUCCAGAAGAAGAUGGAGAGUAUCCAGCAAUUGUGGCAACAACUCCAAGAUGAGGUGGCCAGUUGGAAAACCCGUCUGGAGGCAGCUGCUCUCAUCAAACAGUACUUUGCUGAUAUUGAUGAGGUGGACUCCUGGCUGCAGGAGCAGCAAACCCUCCUAGCCAGCAAGGAUUAUGGGAAGGAUGAAUCCAGUGCGGAAGCUCUGUUGCAUCGCCACUUCCGUUUGGAGAAAGAGCUUGCUGCUUAUUCUUCAGAAAUAAGCCACUUGGAAGAGCAGGCUCAUUCUGUGACACAGAAGGCUGCAUUGGUGAUGGUAUCAGCGCCAGCAGCAAAUGCAGAGAUACAGAACAGCAUAAACCAGAGAGUAACCAGAACACCAGCAAGCCAUUCUAGGUCAUGGAGCUCUACUCAAAUGACAUUUACUAGUCCGUUUGACUCUGAUCCUCACUUCAUUACAGAAAACGUCUGGAAAACCCAGAAUAACAUUGCCUUAUCGUAUGAUAAGCUGCUGAACAUGGCUGAGCACAGAAAAAAAGAGUUAGAAGAAAGGAUCCGACUCUACAAAUUCUACAGUUCCUGUGAAGAAUUUCAGUCCUGGAUAGAUGACAAAGAGAAAAUUUUCCAGACUAUUCAGCCAAAAGCAGAUAAUGUGGAGACUAUGCAGCAGAAAUACCAGAGUUUCCUAAUUGAAUUGGCUGCUGGGAAGAGCCAACUGGAUGACAUAAAUUGCUUAGCAGAUAUGCUUUCAAAGAGCAGCCCUGGAAAAGAGAAUGCGAUCCAAACUUAUAAAAAAGAGAUAAGCAUGAGGUGGGAGCGCCUUGAAGCAUUAAAAGAACAGAAGGGCUCAGAGCUGAUUGGUGUGGCCGACGUGAAGACAUUCCUUCAGGACUGCCAGAACACUCAAGGGUUGCUCCAAGACAAGAUGAUCCAUCUUGAGGAUUUAGGACGUGGGAACAAGCCUGCCAUUCUGGAGGCCGAAGGGCGCAAACUCACCACCUUUGAGAGAGAGGUCUUAGUGCUGGAGAGAAAAAUUGAAUACCUGAAGAGUGUGGCCAAAUCGAUCAAGGAUACCAAUCCUGCAGAGAGCAGGGCCAUAAAGGAACAAGUAGAAGACAUGGAAGAGCUGCUGUCAACACUAAAGGCAAGGGCAAAUGAGAAGGAGAAGGCUUUGCAAGUAGCACAGGACCAGCAGGCCUUUCUCCAAGACAGCCGUCGACUCUUUUUGUGGGCAGAUGGGAUGAAGGAGAAACUGACCAGUGAGGAGUUGGGUGUAGAUGUGAUCUCUGCAGAGCAGCUGCUAAAAGGACACCAGGACCUGCUGAAGGAGAUACACAGCCAGAACCACAGGUUUAAGCAGUUGCAGGAGCUCGGUCAAAAGAUCAUGGAUGGUCCAUCCAACAUCAGAGCUUUGGAUGUCUGUGAGUCUGUGCACAAGCUUGCUCAGGAAAGGAAUGAGCUGGAUGAGUUGUGGGCAAAGCGACGAAAGAAACUCCAAGAGAACGUUGAACUGCAGAAAUUCAACAGAGAAGUUGAUAGUAUCUAUGCUGCCCUUUCCAGUCACGAGGCCUUUCUCCGGACUGAUAAUCUUGGGGACCACGUGGAUUCUGUUCGGAGUCUCCUGAAGCGGCAUGAGGAUUUUGAACGAGUGCUUCUGGUGCUGAAACACCGGGCAAAUGCAGCUAAUGAGCAUGGAGAACAGUUGAUAGGAAGGGGCCACUUUGCUUCUGACAUAAUUGAGGAGAAAAUGGCUGCCUUACGAGAGAGGUGGAAAUUGCUAACAUACAGCAAUGAGCAGAGGAAACGGAGACUACUAGAUUCUCUUCUGUUACAGGAGUUCAGUCAUGACACUGCCGAGCUUUUGAUGUGGAUGGAGGAGAAGUACAAGAUAGCAUCAGAUGAGUCCUACCGUGACCCAACAAAUAUCCUUCGGAAGCUGAAAAGGCAUGAAGCUGCAGAACAAGAAAUGAUGGCCAAUAAGAAGCAUUUUCUGGAGCUGAUGGUGGCUGGAAAUCAGCUCAUUCAGGAUAACCACUAUGCCGCAGAUUCCAUUCAGGACAAAAUGUCGGAGCUGAAGAAGAAAUGGGAGAAGCUCUAUGGCAAGAUGAUAGAGCGAGGAGACAAACUGAGGCAGGCUGGGCAGCAAGAACAACUUAUGGAACUUCUCGAGGAUGCUGAAGAAAAGAUAGAGAAGAUAGAGAAGAUUCUUCGAGAUGCAGAGAUGGGUCAUGACUUGCGCUCCAGUCGCAAUUUGCUCAAGGAACACAGACAGCAGGAAAAUGAGAUGCAGGCAUUGGCUGAGAAAAUGAGCUCCAUUGUGGCCCAUGCUAAGAAAAUGGCUACCAAUCAUUUUGACAGUGAGAGGAUUUUGGAUGAGACACAAAAGUAUUUGGAAAGGUUUGACUCUCUCCAAGAACCUCUUGCUGAGAGAGGCCAGCUGCUGGAGGCAAGAGUGGAAUUGUAUGAAUUCUACCACUACCAUGACAUGGAAAUGAAGUGGAUUAAUGAGCGAAUGUCAGUUGCUCACUCCACAAACCGAGGCAAGUCAUUGGAUGUGGCUCAAAGCUUGCUACAGAAGCACAAGGAAUUGCAGGUAGAAGUGAAUGCCCAUAAGCAGCAAGUCUCCAAGGUUCUAGAGAUGGGAAGACCUAUGGUAGAAGGCAAACACACGCCAUCCCAAAGGAUCAAGGAAAAGUGCCAGGAGCUCAGCAAAAGCUGGCUGGAGCUGGAGAAAGCAUGUGAGGGAAGAAUCAAGCAGCUACAACAGUGUGUUGCCUUCCAUCAGUUCUUAAUAGAUAUCUCAGACCUGGAGAGUUGGGUAGCAGAGAAGCUCCCACUGGUGACCAACAAAGACUGCGGCAAAGAUGAUGUUGCAACUCUCAGCCUCAUAAAGAAACAUAAGGCCCUGGAACAUGAAAUUGACAUUUACCAGAGUCUAGUCAGGGAACUAGGGGAAACUGCCCAAACGCUGCCUCUCUCAGGCUCCAUCCGCUACGAUGAAGUCGAUGCACCUCAGGAACAGGUUCACUCACAGCUUCAGGAGCUGCAGGAGCUGGCCAUAGCAAGGGGGAAAAGACUAGAGGAAACUCUUGCGCUGCAUGAAUUCCUGAGAGAAUAUGAGGAUCUGGAGGACUGGAUCUCCCAGCAGAAGCAGGUGGCCAGUUCUGAUGGCUGUGGAACUGAUUAUGAACAUGUCCUGCGUCUUUGUGCCAAAUAUGAAACAUUCCAGCACCAGAUGGAAGUUGCUGCCAAAAGGGUUGCCUCGUGUCAUCAACUAGCAGAAGAUAUGUUGGAUCGUGGCCAUUUUGAAUCCAGAGAAAUUCGGAAGAAGCAGAAACAGUUGCAGAACAAUUGGGAGGAAUUGCUGGAGAUGACGGAGCUACAAGGCAAGCGACUUCAAGAUGCUGAGGCAGUACACAAGUGCCAGCAAGACCUGACAGAAGCUCUCGCCCACAUUGAGGAGAGAUCAAAGGCCAUCCCUGAUGACAUUGCAAGAGACCUGAGUGGUGUACAGUCCCAACUCCGCAAGCAUGCAACCCUUGAGCAUGAACUGUUUGGGAACGAGCAACAGCUGCAGGAACUGGUUGAUGCUGCAGAUGGCGUCCUCUACCGCUGCUCCCAGAGUCAGUCGGAGGAAAUACAAGCAAAGCAGCAGGCGGUGGUAGAGAACUGGGAGUCCUUACGAUGUAAAGUGGAGCGAUGCAGGGCACAGCUGGAACAAGCCUGCAGACUGUACCACUUUCACGCACAAGUACGGGACUAUUCCUCCUGGGCAUCUGAGAUGAUGAGAGAAAUGGCAAUUGAGGAGAAAAUUCGAGAUAUAUCUUCUAGUGGUCUGAAGAUUAACCAGCACCAGCAGCUAUUGUCAGAGAUUCAAGCCCGUGAUGAGAUUUACGAACGGGUGCGCCAGCUGGGGCAAGAACUGCUGUGGGAACAGAAAACGGCAGCAAAAGAAAUCCAAGACACAUUGCAGGCUCUGUUGGAAGAAAAGGGCAAUGUCUACCACAAGUGGGCACAGAAGAAGGAGUGGCUGGAGAAGGUCCAUCUUCUGCAUCUGUUUUACAGAGACUGUGAACAUCUGGAAAACAUUUCCAACUCCCAGGAGAUGUCAUGCAUGGACUUCUACAGCGAGACAUCAGGCGCACCCAUCUACAUCUCCACUGUGGAAGUUAUGCUGUCUUCCACUGGAGCAGCCCCAUCAUCGGCCUCCAGAUCAGCUGCCUUGGGUAGCUCUUUCCAAAGGAUGCCAUCAGCAGACAUUCUCUCGGACUCAGCCUGGUAUUUUCCAGCUUGUUUACCAUCCACAGAGACCUUGCCAAGAAACGGCAUCUUGCCAUCUCACUGUCUGUCCUCCGAGGUUUACAGCUCCAGGCUAGAUAUAGUCUUGGCACAUUCAAAUAGUUUUGGAAAAGAGAGCAGCCGUGUUAAUCCUUCCGGCCUCAAGCCUGCAUGUCCCACCCUUCACAGGCCUCCUCAGUGCAAUGGUUACAGCAGCACUGGUGCUCAGUCCCCCCUCGCCUCUUCCAAGCGAUAUCCAGGAAGUGACCAGAGGGCUUGUCAUUCUUCUACGGAUCACGCUGGUCCUGUGCAGUUUACAGGACCUUUCUCUUCUGCGACUGCUUCAAGAGCUCUACCAUGCUGGACGUCACGGUUGGACGUUUCUCUGUGUGCCAUUCCAGAUGCUUCACCAACGGAGAGGAAAAAACUAUCUACAGCACUGGCACCUUGUAGUUCAGAGCCAAUGCAGCCCAGCUACAGCCACUGCAAUGCUCGACUUUCGGAUCUUCAUGCUUCAGUAAAACUGUAUAUUUCCACUUGCAGUAUAGCAAUAAAGCCAUGCAGAGCUGCUUCUCAAGCAAGCGGUCAUGCGUAUUCCAGUAUUCUGUUACCUCAUCUGAAAAAGAUUUCAUCUCCAUCUUCUGGUUGUAAAACAGGUCCCCAGGUGACCCAUCAAGCUAUCCCCUCCAGAAGCUCUGCAGAUCUCCAGAUUACACGAUUUCAUGUCACCUCUACUGCCAAGUGUCCUGGUCUUCCCCAGCAAACAGUCUCCAGAGAGAUAUGGUUGACUCCAGCUACAGUGUCUACAGCAGAUGCUUCUGUUGGCAAAAGAACAGUCACAAAUCCACAUUUAGAUCCAGAUUUGGUUGUCUUACCGAACUGUCAUUCAACUGGCAAAGAGUCUGGGAGGACUUCAAGCGCUGAGAUCAUUCCAACUCACCACAAGAUUUCCAAAAUAACCCUGAUACUUGCCACCCCUUGGGCAUCCUUCCCCAUUAAGGUGAUAAGAGAAUUCAGAAAAAGCCCAGCUCCUUCUGUCUUCAUCAAUACUCCAGAUUCAAACAUGGAUGGGCCAUCCUUCCAAACAGAUUAUAUUGGCUCUGGCUUCUCGCUGUCUAUAAAGCCUGUUUGCUGCCCUGAACUCUACCGUUCGCAACAACUAGGUGCAAAUUCAGGGCCAAACCCUUUCCAGGAACCAGACACUGUAGGGAAUGCAAAUCAAGAUGCGCUUGCAACAAGUGUGCAGACUUGUACUACAAGGACAGCAUCGCAUCAGACUGGUGAGAGUGCAUGGUAUCCAUCGAUCUCUAUGUGUUUGAAAAGCAGUGACUUUGGGAGGACCGUGGAUGAGGUGGUGCAGCAGAUCAAGAAACACGAGGCUUUUGAGAAGCUGCUGGUCUCCCAGGAUGAAAAGGAAUUGUCUCUUCGGGAACAGGCAAAAGAGCUGCAACAGAACAGUGAGCUGGAAGGGAGGCAGAUCCAGCACAAAUUUAAUACCACGUUAGAGAAAAGAAGAGGCGUCAAAGAUCUCUCACAAAGCAGGAAAGAAAAAUUGGAGAUCACUCUCCUGCUGGCUCUGUUCUACCAGAAUCUAGCAGAGGCAGGGAGCUGGAUUGAUGAGCGAAUGCAAAAGCUGGAGGACCCUUCUUUUCAGAAUCUGAGCAACCUGCGUGACAAAAUGAAGCUUCUGCAGAAGCAUCAAGCCUUUGAGGCGGAGAUUCUGGCUCAUGAGGAUCUAAUCGCAACUGUUAACAUGAGAGGAGAAACCCUAUUAUGCCAGAAUCAUCCUAAAUCAGGGGAGAUCCAUCGUAAGACUCACUUUCUUCAAGAACGGUGGGAGACACUGAAAAGGGCAGUUGCAGCUCGUGGAAAGAUGCUUGAAGACAGCAGGGAUUUCUUGGAAUUUCUGCAAAAAGUGGACCAUGCAGAGGCCUGGAUCAGAGACAAGGAAGUCAUGAUUCAUAUUGGUGAUGUGGGAAAUGACUACGAGCACUGCCUGCAGCUCAUGAAGAAACUGAAUGAGUUCCGAGGAACAUCGGGGGGAGUGACAGUAGAUGAUGCCCACAUCAAAGCCAUCAAUGCCCUUGCUGUGAGAUUGGAGAGAGAGAAUAAAGAAGAGAUGAAAACGAUAUACCAGCGGCGAAAGCAGCUCAAUGAGAGGUGGAACAAUUUCCAUGGUGAUCUUAAAGCAUAUUGGAAGAAAUUGGAAGGAGCUCUGGAGAUCCAUGGCUUGAUUAGAGAAAUUGAUGAUAUCACAGAGAGAAUCAGUGAAAAGAGUGCACUGAUGCAAACACUGGAUUAUGGGAAAGAUGUGGAAAGUGUAGAAAACCUAAUCCGGAGACAUGAAGAAGCUGAGAGAGAAAUUGGCAUCAUUCAAUCCAAGAUGGAGUCACUGGAGCUGGAGUCAUUCCCUCUUUGCAAAAGGAAUCCAUCCCCCCUAAGCGAGAAAUUGACUACAAAGCAAAAGGAAAUGAAAAACUAUUGGCUGCGUCUCCAGGGCCAGGCCAAGCAAAGGGGUGAGAAGUUGGCAGCCUCUUACCAGUUGCAGAAGUUUAACUGUGAAAUGAAGGAGCUCCUAGACUGGAUUCAAGAAGUCAAAAGUCGAAUGGAGGUUGGGAGUCUUCCUAAGAGCCUUGCUGAAGCAGAAAGCAUGAUUGAGGAGCAUCAGGAAAGAAAGGCCGAGAUUGAAGCACGGGGGGAUCGGUUCAGUGCGCUCAGCAACGUCGGUCAGGUGCUUGCCAAUUCUGGCCAUUACGCAACCCUCGAGAUCCACCAUUCCCUCAUCCAUCUGCAAGAGGCAUUGACUGAAAUGAUCCAGGCCUGGCAAGAACAAAAUCUAAAACUGUUUCAAGCCAGAGACUUACAGAAUUUCUUUGCUUAUGUAGAGCAGAACGAAAGUUGGCUUAGCAGCAAAGAGGCUUUCCUAACAAACACAGACUUGGGGGAUUCAGUGUCCAGUGUGGAAAGCCUGCAGCAGAAACACAUGCAGUUUGAAACAGACCUGGAAACCCAGCUGGAGAAGAUAGAUGUGAUGGCAUCGUUUGCCCAGCAGUUGAGGGAUAGCCAGCAUUAUGACUCUGAGAACAUCAUGAACAAGUGCCAAGUGGUGCUGAGGAGAAAGGAGAGACUUCUGGAAAUUGCUUUAACUCGCAGGCGUCUGCUGGAGGAGUCACGGCUAUUACAAAAAUUUCUGCAUGACUCCUUUGAGGUGGCGGUCUGGAUGACUGAGAAAAACAGCAUUUCCCUUGAUGACAGCUGGAGAGACCCAGGCAAUCUUCAAGCCAAACUGCAAAAACAUCAGACUUUCCAGGCAGAGAUCAUAGCCAACAGAAACCACCUUGAUAGUAUCAAAGCUGAAGGGGAGAAAAUGCUCCAGGAGGGACACUGCGCCCCUGAUGCCAUCCAGUCCAGACUGCAGGAGAUAGAUGAGCUUUGGGAUGAGUUGUUGGAAAACUGCCAUGAAAAGAGAAGGAAGAUGCAGGAUGCCCACAAGGCCCUACGUUUCCUGCAGAUUGUGGAUGAUGUGGAGAAGUGGUUUGAAGAGCUAGAAAGUGAGAUGAAAGCCCCAGAAGGCAGCAACCAUCUCCAAGUCCUGAAUGAUCUCUUCAAGAAACAGGAGGAGCUGGAAGAAAGCUUCGCGGGCCACAGGGACCAGCUGCAAGGGCUUGUGAACACUGUGCAAGAAUUCCAACAAGAGAAGCAUUUUCUGGCAGAUGAGAUUGAGGAGAGGGUUGACCAUGUGGUGCACAGGUACAAGAAUCUUAGGGAGCCCUUACAGGAGAGGCGUGGGCGUUUGGAGGCCAGCAGACUGCAGUACCAGUUCCUCCAGGAUGUCAACGAGGAGUUGACCUGGAUUCGCGAGAAACUCUCCCUGGCAUCCUCCAGAGAUUAUGGCCAAUCUCUUACGACUGUUCAGAGUUUACAGGAGAAGCACCAGAAUUUAGAGAAUGAGAUUAGCAGUCAUGAUGCUUUAACUAAAGCAGUGAUCAGCACUGGACAGAAGCUGGUGAGUGGAAGACACACUGCUUCACAGAAUAUCAUGGAACAGGUGAAAGAGCUGGAGGUUUCCCUAGCAAACCUGAAGGAUGAGUCUCAGGAGAGAAAAAAGAGGCUCAUACAAUCGUAUGAAGCCCAACAUUUACUCACUGAGCUUUUGGAAAUGGAAUCCUGGAUGGCAGAGAGGGGGCUUGUCCUGGAAACUCCAGAUUAUGGGAAGAAUGAAGAAUCCACUCAAGCACUGCUUCGUAAAGUGGAGGCUGCCAAGAUGGACCUAGAGGGAUUCAAGCCCCGACUUGAGAAGCUGGGGGAAACAGGAACUUCUCUCCUGACCACUGACAACCCUGCUAGUGCUACUAUCCUUCCCAAGCUCAAUGCUGUUCUACAAGAAUAUCUCUCUCUCCAACAGAGAGCUGAGACCCAAAGAAAAGGUCUGCAGGAGCAAUCUCAAUUGCAUCAAUUUGAGAGGGAAACCCAGUUGGUGCUUGCGUGGCUUUUGAGCAAACAGAGUGUGGCCGAAUCCGAGAACUAUGGUCAGGAUUUGGAGAAUGUUGAGAUUCUGGAGAAAAAGUUUGAAGAUUUUAUAAAUGAAGUAAGAUCCCUAGGCUAUGCCAAGGUUCUCCUGGUAAAAGACUUUGCAUCCCAGCUCAAGAGCGCAGGCCACAGCCAAAUGAGUGAAAUCCGGGAAAAAGCCCAGCAGGUCAAUGACACAUGGGAGAGACUGCAGCUAACCAUUCAGACAAGAGCAGAGAAUCUCAGAGCUGCACAUCAGGUUCACCAAUAUGAUCAUGAUGUGGAUGACCUGAAAGGGUGGAUGCAGGAGAAAGAGGCCAUUGUGGAUAGAGAAGAUUAUGGCUAUGACCUGCCAGGUGUUCAGAUGCUCCUUAGCCAACAUGAGGGAGUUGAGAGGGAACUAGCCGCCAUCUCUAAAGAGCUGGAAAAGAUCAGAGGAAGGGCCUGGCAUCUUGGUCACCUGCACCCUCAAACCAGGGACAACAUGAUGAACAGGCUUUCAGAGGUGGAUGAGUGUUGGGAGAAACUGGACAGGAAGUCUAUGGAGAGAAAGCAGAAGCUGCAGCAAGCAGAAGAAGUCCAGAUCUACUUCAAUGAUUGCAGAGAACUAAUGGCCUGGGCCAAGGAGAUGCAUGCCUUGAUUAUAUCUGAGGAGUUGGCAAAUGAUCUUCUUGGUGCUGAGUUGCUUAUUAAACGCCAUGAGGAGAACAAGCGGGAUCUAGAGAAGCAGUGGCUGAAAUAUGAAGAGUUGGAGCAAGCUGGAAACAGCCUAAUGAAGAGUGGGCACUUUAUGUCCAUGGAGAUUGAAGAGAAACUCUAUGAGCUUUUAGAGCUGAUGAAAAAGGUGAGGGAAUGCUGGGACAUGAAGAAGGAUUUGUAUGAGGAAAACUGGGAGAUCCAAUUACUACGACGGGAGUUGGACCUAGCUGAAGGUUGGUUGGCUGCCAAGGAGGGUGUUCUCUCGGAUCCAAGCUAUGGGCAUUCUGUCUCUGAUGUUGAGCACCUAUUGAAGAAACAUCAAGACUUUGAGAAAAUGCUAGAGGUGCAGGAGGAGAAAUUCGCACAGCUGAAUAGAAAGACAAAGAGGGAACUGAAACUACGGAAACAAAUGGAUAUUGAGCAGAACGAGCAAAGCGAGAGAGGGAAAUUGAUCAAGGUCCCCUCUCUAAGGAGAAGGCACUCGGACAGAAGAACAGCACACACAAGACCACUAGAUCCAAAGAAAACGCAGCAAGUCCCUCCGAGGUCCUCCGUGGCCACUUUGAGAGCUCCCCUGCAACACAUGGUCUCUCUUCCACCAAAGUCUGAAGAGGGUUUGCACCAAUUUGGUCUUGGAAAGUCGACUGGCCCCAGUGAUGCUAAUGCUCCUCCUGCACCAAAGUUGCUUGGCUUACACGAUUCAGCUACGGAAAUCCAGAACUCUUUGCUGUCUUCACUGCCCUCUAACCUGAAAAUCCAGCAAGCUGACAGUGACGUGUUACAACCACAUGCUAGUAAUUUCGAACUGGCAAAUGAGAAAAGCAUUACUGAUACCCCCCUCUCCAACAUGGAAACCAAAGGAGUAAAGGCUAUGCCUGGCAGAGGAUCGUAUGACAUUUCCCCAACUUUACUACGCUCUGAUUUACCUUCUGAGAGAUCAGAAACUGCUUCUCUGAUUACUGGAGGCGAACUCAAGAAGAGUAACAAAAGCCUCCAGGUCUAA